AUGUCACAUGAUGCUACCAGACGUUCCAAGAGACCUAAGACAGCCUUUUCGUCGGAUCAACGGUCAAACCAUCAACCUCACUCGAGCAAUGAUCUUAAUGACGAUGACUACUUUCCAGAGGAAACUUGGAUGGAGGCACCUGCUGAGGCUGCUUCCAUGAGUAACACCAUCGUCGAUACAACUGGCAAAGAAAGAUUUCGUGCGCCAGUUGCGAGCAUGAUUUCUAGAACUCGAAACGAACCCGCAGACUCAAUAACCGUCAAUGCAUACAACCCUUUAAACCUCAAUGACGGGCAGACUCAUCGCACCUCGAAUUCGCAAGCGAUGGGCCCUCCUGCGGCAGAUUCAAUCGCACAGUCUCCUCCACUGUUGUCUCAACUAUCUCCGCAGGCAGAGAGCCUGCCAAAGCUUUCUCAUGAUGGUCUUCCUCGCAAUGGGGAAAACGAAGAGACAAUCGUAGUUAUCGAACCGCACGGACCUUCUAUUGCAUCAAUUCAAGAAACAAAUAGGCCUGCUCCUUCGGCACUCGAGAACCAACCUGACCUCAAUUCUCCACCAAUCCUAGCCGCACCUCCUGUCACUGCCCCUUCUACCAGCACUACAAACCACACUCCGACUCUCCGCAAACCACGUCUUGUCUACUUGCUUUUCAAGCAAGCAAAUGUUCCCGACGACGUUUCCAACGCCCUCCCUCGGAAAACAUUGAAAGGCUUGACGUUGCCCGGAUUCUUCGAACUGCUUUCUAGAAAGCAUCCGCAGGUGUACCGUGUAUGGCUCCGCUCCCUACAUCAUCUUGCCAUGUAA
Amorphotheca resinae ATCC 22711 is the source of this 804-nucleotide messenger RNA. RefSeq lists its product as hypothetical. The transcript has 2 exons. Lineage: Eukaryota; Fungi; Ascomycota; Leotiomycetes; Helotiales; Amorphothecaceae. The record is from RefSeq and is a predicted model, not a curated record. Bases 1 to 804 code for a protein of 267 amino acids.